This is a messenger RNA of Lucilia sericata (common green bottle fly), 1688 nucleotides long. It is a transcript of the gene amd, whose product is annotated as 3,4-dihydroxyphenylacetaldehyde synthase 2. Lineage: Eukaryota; Metazoa; Arthropoda; Insecta; Diptera; Calliphoridae. Gene Ontology annotation, molecular function: pyridoxal phosphate binding; aromatic-L-amino-acid decarboxylase activity. Bases 138 to 1679 code for a protein of 513 amino acids. Gene Ontology annotation, biological process: catecholamine metabolic process; amino acid metabolic process. The record is from RefSeq and is a predicted model, not a curated record. The transcript has 3 exons.
GUACUUAAACCAUUCCAACGUUAAAAACUAAAUUUAAAAUUUUAUAUUCAAGAUUUGGUUUUAAAAGAAAUAAAACAAAUAAAAACGAAAAAAAAUAUUAAGUGUGGAGUUAAUAUAAACAUAAAAGCAAUUAAAAAAUGGAUGCAAAUACCUUCAGAGAAUUUGGCAAAGCUGCUGUUGAUUUUAUAGCUGAUUAUAUGGAAAACAUUAGAGAUUGUGAUAUUUUGCCAACGGUACAACCUGGUUAUCUCUUCGAUCUGUUACCCAAAGAAAUACCCGAAAAACCCCAAGAUUGGAAGGAAGUUUUACAGGAUAUUGAUCGUAUUAUUAAGCCAGGCAUUACACAUUGGCAAUCACCAAAUAUGCAUGCCUACUAUCCAACAGCCUCAUCGUAUCCCUCAAUUGUGGGCGAUAUGCUGGCAAAUGGUUUCAGUGUUAUUGGUUUUAGUUGGAUUUGUAGUCCCGCUUGUACAGAACUCGAGGUUGUUGUUAUGGAUUGGUUGGCGAAAUUUCUCAAAUUACCUCAACAAUUUCUCCAUACUACCGAUGGUCCCGGUGGUGGUAUAAUUCAAGGUUCUGCUUCUGAAUCCGUACUGGUGGCUGUUAUAGCGGCUCGAGAACAAACUGUACGUCGUAUGAAAGAAAAGCAUCCCGAAAUGACAGAAAGUGAAAUUAGAGGAAAACUGGUGGCCUAUUCCAGCGAUCAGAGUAAUAGUUGCAUUGAAAAGGCUGGAGUGUUGUCAGCGGUACCCAUACGUCUGUUGCCAGCUGGCGAUGAUUUGAUUUUCAGAGGAGAAAUGUUGCAAAAAGCAUUAGAUGAAGAUUUGGCCAAAGGUUUAAUACCUAUUAUUUGCAUUGCCACUUUAGGUACGACCGGUACCUGUGCAUACGAUGACAUCGAGUCUUUGGGUAAAAUUUGUAAUCAACAUGAUCUGUGGUUACAUGUUGAUGCUGCGUAUGCUGGUGCUGCGUUUGCUUUGGAAGAGUUUUCAGAGUUGAGAAAUGGUCUGGAAAUGGUUGACUCCUUGAAUUUCAAUUUACACAAAUUUCUUAUGGUCAAUUUUGAUUGUAGUGCCAUGUGGCUAAAGGAUGCUAAUAAAGUGGUCGACAGUUUUAAUGUAGAUCGCAUCUAUUUGAAGCACAAAUAUGAGGGUCAAACACAAAUACCUGAUUUCAGACAUUGGCAAAUACCUUUGGGUAGACGUUUUAGAGCUCUUAAAGUAUGGAUUACAUUCCGUACUGUUGGUGCCGAGGGCUUAAGGGCUCACAUACGUAAGCAUAUGGCUUUGGCAGAGAGAUUUGAAAAUUAUGUACUAUCCGAUCCACGCUUCGAGGUGGUAACUAAGAGAACACUUGGUUUGGUUUGCUUCCGGCCCAAAGGUGAAAAUAAACGCACUACCGAUUUGUUGCAUUAUAUUACUGAACGUAAGAAAAUCUACAUGAUACAGGCCAAACAUGCCGGUAAACAUUUCUUACGUUUUGUUGUUUGCGGCAUGGAUCCCAAGGAUGAAGAUAUUGAUUUUGCUUGGAAAGAAAUACAAUCACAAAUGGAUAUUGUUUUAGAGAAAGAGCAAGAACUUCUGAUAGCAUCUGUUAAGCCAGAUAUCACAUCGAUAAGUCAACAAAUAACCUCAGAUUUACAUAUAACAGCAACAAUGGAUAAUGAAAAAUCUAAAUAAUAAUAUAAU